UAAAAAAAAUUGUGUGGAAGUGGAGUUGAAGCCAAUUUCAGUGGCCCUGAGUGGCCCGCCAUGUUUUUCAUCGAGUAAGGUGUGAAGAGAAGGCCGGGGUGAAAAAUCAUCUCUCGGGAUAUGCAGAGUCAAAAUGGGAAGGAGGCAAUAUUGUUUAUCCCACUGUAAGGCCUGUCAUCCUCGCAACGACGACACCUCCACCAAUAGCGCACCUGAACCCGACAUCUAAUUCUACGAUAAAGGAACCAAAUAAUAAACUAAAAUAAUACUGUUACACUCAUAAUAAACAACAAUAACAAAAAAAUAUUCGUAGCAACAUAAGUCGGUAGCGUUGGAUUUGUCACACUCAAGAAAUCGAAUUCCCAGGAACAAGAAAUUUCAAUCAAACAAAUUGAAGAGAGGAUGAUCACCCCGGAAGUAGCGAAGAUCGAGGGAGUAAAAAGAACCUGGAGGAAACUCCCGAAGAGGGAAUGAGGAAUCCAGGGCUGCAUUUGGUCGGGAUAGCGGCGUCCCCUGGAGGAGGUGGGGUCUUUGGUACCAUGGCCGAGGAGGAGUUGCGCCAGUGGCUGGACACACGCUUGGACGAAUUGGGAAUAGACCCAGUGGCGUACUCGCGUUUUAUACUCAGCUUUUUGCGCCACCCCGACUCGGCCCUCACUCCUCCGGGAGAAGUUGUCGUUACUGGUAAAGGUAAAGGACGUCGUUCCCGUGCACGUCCCAAAACAAGACUACCGCUACAAGAAGAUAAAGAGAAAAAACGUGCUGUCGUUCAAUGCCUCGCAAGUGCCGCUGAUCAGAAAUGUGGUGUGGAGACGUUAGUCGAUGAAUUGUGCGCAAAAUUACGCGAUUUAGAAGGAGGCGCUUCAAAAACAGACGAGGAGAAUCUUGAGAAGGAUGUCGCAACGAAACCAGCAUUGGAAACUCUCACACCACAGGACAGAGCUCUACGAUAUUAUGCAGCAUUUCCAGCCUUGCAACCAGCUACACCGAAAAAAUUUCAGCACCGAAAGGACAAGAAUUUAGGCCCAAAUAUUGUCAACAACAUCAAUAAUAAUAACAACAACAACAACAAUAAUAAUAACAACAGAAAUGGAAUUGGCAACAAGAACAACAAAAACCGUCAAAAGAAAACUAAAAUGUCCAUUACAAUUGAAUCGCAGCAUGAGGACGAGAAGGAAGGUUUUGGAUUUGUAAAAUUGAUGGAGCGUGAACGCGAUAGGGAGAAUGAGAAGGAGCAGGAAAUUGAAUUGGAUAAACUUCGAUUGGCGCAAUUGACGGCAAAGUUUGACGAGUCUUUGGAGGCUCUUUGGGACACGGCGUCUGGCAAUAAACAAGACACUGAUUCUAUCUGGGCAGCACCUUCUCUCUCCAUUCCGUCGAAGCCACUUUGGCCAACAGACGGCAAUGAUACAUCGUUUACUGUUUCAACUUCAAGCAGCGAACACGUGGUGGACACACCAUUUCAGGAAUCAAUCGUUGACGACUCACCGCUUAUACCCUGGGACCUUGAUUUAGUUGGCACUAAGGAUUGUUCUGAUGAAACCGCUAACAAAAAUAAUACAAAUUAUAACGUCACUUGGUCAGAGACAUUGGAUGGCUCAUGGUGCUGGCGAAGUAUGGACAAGGAUAUUGUAACAAAUGCAAAUCAAAGUCCUGAGAAGAAUGAAAAUACAAUUUUACCAUCGAAGAAUAAUGAGACAAUUGGAAAAGAAGCACGUUUCGCUCAAAAGGUGAAUAGCAUUCAGGAGCCCGAUGAAGAUUUAUUGACAUCGGCACGCACUCAUUUUCGUCCAAUUCGUGACGAUGGCCAUUGGGCAGACGGCACAACGUUUCCUGUGAAUGAUGCUCUUGAACGUGUCGCAUAUCGACGCAGUGAUUCGGGCAAUUUACUCUAUCUCCCUGGUGGCGAAAGUCCUUACAUGGAAUAUCGCGAGGGCGAUACUGCUGCUGUCUCAUCAACGGCAACGUCAGUGUCGACGAAUCUCACAUUGAAAUUUCGUGUGAGACAGUGCGACAAAUCAAUUCAAACGGAACCCAUUAGAUCGCCGGUCAAACGCAGAAUCCUGUCGGAACAAGAUCGAGUUUAUUAUUCAUCGUCCGACGUUGAAGAAACUGCAAAACAAGAGAUUGAUGAUACUGAGAAGGAUUGUUUCUUUUUGGAACAAUUGGGAUGGGCUCAAUCUAAUUUGCUCUUGCACAAUGAGAGAAAAAGGAGAUAUAGUAGCAGUUUUAGCUAUCGACCACUCACAGCUUUACGCCCGUUGACUUUAUAAAAGAAAAACGGGUUGUAAAAUUCUGUUGUGAAACGCAUGUUAUGACCGGCAAGUUAUGUUUUAGCUAUGUAUUUGUCAGAAUAUAAGACAAAAAAAAAAGAAAAAAAUGGGCAAAACUGUAAUUAUUUGGCGUGUGGGGGUCCUCUUGGCAUGUGGAAUUUGUUAUGCAUGAAUCCAAGAUGGCAUUGUUACCUCCCUUGCCUCCUGUAGGAAAUAAUAAAAAAAAAGCAGUUAUAUAUUAAAAACAAAAGCAAGUCAAGAAAACAUUAAGAGGAUACGACGAAACUUGUAACUAUACAGUUUAAUUUAGAAGAUUUAUUUAUCAAUUAACUUGUUUGUCGAAAGAAAGAAAAAAGAGUAAAAGAAUACAAAAAAAAAUAUUAUAGUAUAUCUAAUUCCUCGGUCCGACGAGAAUUUUGUUUUUAAUCGUCGACAAAAAAAAAAAAAAGAAAAAAAAAGUAGUAGGAGUGAUUAAUUUUUUUUGUUUUAAUUCAUUAUUAAUAAUUAUUGUUGACGAAUUUUUUUCCUUUUCCGUUUUAUUAAAAAAAAAGAAUGCUGAGAAAUUUUGAUUCGCUCUUGUUAAGAAAAAAAGAAAUAGCGUAUUACACACGUAUUUUAUAUACUAAAAUAAUUGCUUGUUUUUAAUUUUCGUUAUGGCACUCGAAAAAAUUUCGUUACGUGAGAAAAUUUUUCAAAACACCACGCGCAGAAUAUUAAUGAAUUUAAAAUAACUUUUAAAAAUUAAUAUCGAAUAAAUUUAAAAAAAGAAAAUAAAUGAAAACUGUUGAUUCCACGUAAAAUUGAAACUAAAAAAAAAAAUUAAUAAAAAUAAUAUAAAAUACGAUCUUAACGAGUAUUGCACCACGCUGACAAGAGUAAAAAAAAGCACUCAAAGUUUUAUUCUAUUUUCCUUGUUAUUUUCUGUAAUUAUAUCUAAUGAAUUAUUGUAAUUGUAUUUUUUCCCCUAUUAUAUUUUUAACUCCUUAGAAAAUUAACACAAUUCCCCUUUAAUCCCAAAUUCCUGGUUACCUUUACGCUUCCCUUUUUAAAAGAAUGAAAAAAAAAAUUCCUGAAAAAAAAAUCAACGGAGAAAUUGUCGUUUAAUUAGCUGUAAAUUUCACACUUGAUUCAGUGCAAUAGACAAAUAUUUUUAAAAAAAUUCAUUAAUAGCUGAAAGUAGUUAAUAGUUGAAUAUAAUAAACUAAAUAGUUGUAUCAACAGUUAAUGCAUAAUGUAUAACUUUAAUUGUAAUAUUUGUUAAUCUACUGAAUCAAAAAUGUUAAAAUUACAACUAAUAUUUUUCGUCAUUUUUAUCCCGUGCAAAAUAAUUAAAAAAAAAAAUAAUAAUAAAAAAACCGUACGUGUAAAAAAAAAUGUAUUUGUAAAAGUACAGACCUUGCGAAAGGUGAAAGAGUGAUUGAAUCACUACAAAGUUGUUCCUUAAAAGGAAUCCAGUCAAAGAAAUAAAAAAAAAUAAAUAAAUUAUAUAAAGUGAGAUGCAAAAUAAUGCCGCAAAAAAUAGAAAAAAAAAUUGUGACAAAUGUAAUUAAAAAGUGCAAGGAGAAAUUAAUCUCUGAACAGAAAAAUAAAACAAUUGUACACAAAAAUGGAAAAGUGACCAAAUAAAGGCAAAGCAAACACUGCAA
Leptopilina heterotoma is the source of this 3919-nucleotide messenger RNA. RefSeq names its product hybrid signal transduction histidine kinase G-like. NCBI's taxonomy places the organism in Eukaryota, Metazoa, Arthropoda, Insecta, Hymenoptera, Figitidae. Bases 471 to 2273 code for a protein of 600 amino acids. The record is from RefSeq and is a predicted model, not a curated record. The transcript has 7 exons.